AUGGCUGAAAUCAACCUGCUAAGGCUAGCAAUUCAAGGCCUACAAAAAGUUGCCGCACCUGAGAAGUUCUCGGGUCAUGGCACUCCCAAAAUUAAGGAAUGGCUCGAACAGAUUUACCUAUACCUGGAUGAUGUCAUGGAUGAGCAGCUAAGGAUUAAGCUGUCACUAUCCUACCUCGAGGGAGAUGCCCAUGACUACAUAGACAACUACUACACUCUGGUCCAGACGACUCAACUGCUUGGAACGUGGGCUGACUUUGUCAACUGGCUCACAACAUCUUACAACACCAAGGACAAGCCACGAGAGGCACAGCUUGAGGUCAAACGUCUAACAAAGAGCCCCUGGACAGACAUGUCCAAAUUUGCUGAAAAGUUCAAGAAGUGGGCGAACAAGUCUGCUUUGCCCGACGUGGAUCUUAUUGAAAAGAUCCGCUGCAUCACACCUGAAAAGAUCCUGCAAGUACAUGUGGGAACAGAUGAGAACCAGUGGCCUAUCACAUGGGAGGCUUACCUCAAUUGGGACUUGGACAUUGAACGAUGA
Molecule: messenger RNA, 540 nt
Organism: Laetiporus sulphureus 93-53
Lineage: Eukaryota; Fungi; Basidiomycota; Agaricomycetes; Polyporales; Laetiporaceae
Exons: 2
Coding region: 1-540 (179 amino acids)
Source: RefSeq, a predicted model, not a curated record